Procambarus clarkii (red swamp crayfish) is the source of this 576-nucleotide messenger RNA. The record is from RefSeq and is a predicted model, not a curated record. NCBI's taxonomy places the organism in Eukaryota, Metazoa, Arthropoda, Malacostraca, Decapoda, Cambaridae.
AUGAGGCCUAGCCUGGCUUGGCUUGUCCUGAGGCCUGGCCGGAUACCUGCCCCGAGGGCCUGGCCGGAGACCUGCCCCGAGGGCCUGGCCGGAGACCUGCCCCGAGGGCCUGGCCGGAGACCUGCCCCGAGGGCCUGGCCGGAGACCUGCCCCGAGGGCCUGGCCGGAGACCUGCCCCGAGGGCCUGGCCGGAGACCUGCCCCGAGGGCCUGGCCGGAGACCUGCCCCGAGGGCCUGGCCGGAGACCUGCCCCGAGGGCCUGGCCGGAGACCUGCCCCGAGGGCCUGGCCGGAGACCUGCCCCGAGGGCCUGGCCGGAGACCUGCCCCGAGGGCCUGGCCGGAGACCUGCCCCGAGGGCCUGGCCGGAGACCUGCCCCGAGGGCCUGGCCGGAGACCUGCCCCGAGGGCCUGGCCGGAGACCUGCCCCGAGACCUGCCCCGAGGGCCUGGCCGGAGACCUGCCCCGAGGGCCUGGCCGGAGACCUGCCCCGAGGGCCUGGCCGGAGACCUGCCCCGAGGGCCUGGCCGGAGACCUGCCCCGAGGGCCUGGCCGGAGACAUGUCUCCCGGGGCAUGA